Emericellopsis atlantica is the source of this 1497-nucleotide messenger RNA. RefSeq lists its product as uncharacterized. Gene Ontology annotation, biological process: regulation of DNA-templated transcription. The record is from RefSeq and is a predicted model, not a curated record. The transcript is spliced from 4 exons. Bases 1 to 1497 code for a protein of 498 amino acids. Lineage: Eukaryota; Fungi; Ascomycota; Sordariomycetes; Hypocreales; Bionectriaceae. Gene Ontology annotation, molecular function: DNA-binding transcription factor activity, RNA polymerase II-specific; zinc ion binding.
AUGAAGAUCCGACAGCUCACAACGUGCCACACCUGCAGGGCACGCAAACUCGCCUGCGACGGGAAGAAACCCGCUUGUACGCAAUGCGAGAUCCGCAAACGGGACUGCGCUGGCUAUCAGCAUGAUCUCAUCUUUCGACCGCCCUUAGUCGGCGGCCCCCCUGGACGUACCAACACUGUCACCAAGGCCAGAUCCAAGCCCAGCAAAAAGACACCAUCCCCUCCGAAACAAGUAGCAGCUCAAAUUGCUCGUUCACAGGAGACUAGUAGUUCCCACCACAUAGCUGCGCCAGUGCCGAUAUCGAGGCCGCUGAGCUGGCCGUUUCUGGACAUCAUCUCGCUCGUCGUGCAGAACUUCAGCCCCGACAGCGCCCCAGCAUGCAAAGGGCUGAUCUCGGCCGAGACCAUCUGCGGCGCUUGGGUGCAGGUCAUGCCCGAUCUUGCGCGCUGCCCGGCUGCCGAGACGUAUCUGCUACCCGCCAUCAAGGCACUCGGCGUCUCCAUUGCGUCUCGCGGUGACGCUGGGAGGGCGCCUGUUGGCCAAGCACUAGAGGCCCAGAGAGAGGCUGUGUGUGCUCUCAACCGUGGACUCGGUCAGAUGCGAGCAGACGAGUUCGACGUGAUCCUGGCAUCCGUCAUGUGUCUUCUCGUCUCCGAGAUGAUGCUUCCAACGUCAGAAUACGGUGCAGUCAUCCAUCUACGUGGCGCUCGUGAUCUCUUGUUCCAUCAAGAGCCUGCGUAUUACGUCCAAGGACUUCCUCACGCUUUGUACAUUGGCUUCAGGCCUGCCUUGAUGACCGCCGCGCUCCAGUUGAGGCAGUACUUUGUCAUGGCGGUGGAACCCUGGAUCACCGUCCCGUUCACGGUCAUCGGACCAACCCACAUUCAGAUGGUCAUGAAUAGCGCAUUUAGCCUUCCCUGCCUGCUGCGCCAGGUCGACGAGCUUACUCCUCAGGCAGCUGACCAAGACGCAUCAGCGGUCACCCGUAUGCUCGAGCAGCUGUCAGAGCACAUUCGCCGGUUAGCCUCGCUCGAAGAAAAGGCUAGAAAGGACGAGGAUGUUUCGGAGUGGCUCCAGGUCACCAGUACACUGGACGCGUCCACGCCAUUCGCAUUUCCCAGCAUCACCGUGGCCAACCUCUUCGUGCUCAUCUGGACAUUUCGCCUCCUUGCCCUCGAAGGCCUGCGGCAUCUUCUCGCCAAGAUGCCCGUCCUCCUGAGCGGUUCCGUGCUGCACAAAGCCCUUGCCGAGAGCAGUAGCGACGAAACAGACCGGCUCGCCACGUGGAUAUUGAGGAGCAUAGAGUAUCUCGUCUCUGAGCGCUUCCGACUCUUCGGCGCCACGUCUGCCGCCAUGCCAUUGCAGACGGUCGCCUCAUAUUACGCAGAGGGCGCGGGUCACGACGAGGAGCUGGCGUUCUGGUAUGCGCGCGUGAGAGACUUUAUCCGUGCACGAGGAUUUGAUGGGCUCAAGGCCAUUGUUCGGCAUGACAAAUGA